Molecule: messenger RNA, 6343 nt
Organism: Coregonus sp. 'balchen'
Lineage: Eukaryota; Metazoa; Chordata; Actinopteri; Salmoniformes; Salmonidae
Source: the annotation of a GenBank genome assembly
AUGUUUCUGCAGCCCACACUGACAACCCCUCCUUCUGGUGCAGAGGUGUCUGGGUGUUGAACUUUUUCACCAGAAACCAGCCCAUAUAUAUAUAAUUAAGUGUAUAACAUAUAUGUAGUGAACAAAGUGAAAACCAAAUUAAGUAGAGCCUUUAAGUUGUGAAUAUUGUAUUAAUAUGAUCAAGGAACUCAGGGAACAGACAAGACAACAAGAUUCAGAUUGGGAGACAUUCUAUCGGCCUUAUAAAGGAGAGUUGGCAGAACUACUAAAAUUUACAAAUGUUAUCUUAAUAUUGAUUAAUUGAAUGAAGAUUCUGUGCAAAUAAUUGUCUUACAUGCAUGUAAAAAUAACUAUGAUAAAGUGGUCUGACAUAUCAUCACCAUCUGUACAUUUUAUAUUCAAAACAAACUCAAAUGUACAUCUCCUCUUCUCUCCAUCUGUAUUCUCCACAGUAUAACCCCAGAAUCUUCAAUCUGAAAGUCUGACACAGUUAAGUAUCCUGUAACAUUGUCCCAGUGUAGGCGGUUUUUCUUUCCCACAAUCUCUUUCACCUGCUGAGUUUCAGACUGGGCUGAAUGCUGGGCUUCACAGAGUAGAUAUCUCUUCACAGAGUAGAUAACGUGUAUCUAGGUAUCAACCCACUUGUCACAAAGUAGAGUAUGUAUUAUAUACGUAAGCUACAAGAUUUAGAGUCUGUUUUUUCCUGUUAAGACCCCCCCAAAAUAAUUUGUUUUGAUCAUCCUACAUCACUCGUCUUGAAACUAACUGCAGCAUUUUCAACCAUCUCACUUAUCUGCUCAUUAUCUUUUUAAUAAAGCACAUUACCUGUUCCUCAACCACUCAUCUUUCACUCUACCAUCUGGCCUCUACAUGACAGAUAGACACUGACCACAUAAUCACAGGAAACCAGAAACAUGUUCUGUUUAGAGUGGAGCAGUCUAACUAACCUUUAACAUGCAGUGUAAAUACAUGCCUACUUUGGAUGAAAUGCGUGGUUGAAAAGCUGAUAGGUAUUACAUUAUAGUAUAUUGGUUGGGCAUAUCCUGUAUAGAUAGAUACAGUGCAUUCGCAAAGUAUUCAGACCCCUUGACUUACUCCACAUUUUCUUACAUUACAGCCUUAUUCUAAAAUGUAUUAAGUAGAUAGUUACAGCGUCAUAGAAGGAAUUGCCCUCAAACUUAGUUGAAAUGGGAAACACAAAAAAAGUAUAUACUGUUCCUGUUAUAGUGUGAGAAAAGGAAAUAAUGGGUGAGAAGGAAAGACAUCUUUCAGGGGAAAAUACCCUGAAAUCAGUUAACAGUCACAGUUACUGUAAAUGUGUAGUUUAUAAUCAUUGUUCCACAUGUCUGUGAAUCAAAACAACCAAGUGUUGUCAUACUCUGUAGUUAUUGUGCCAGACUGGACUCAAUGGACAAAUGUUUGAUAUUUUACAUAAAUCUUUGCACCUCCAAUAAGUAGUAUUGAUUAUAAAGAUAGAAGGUUACUUAAGACUUCACUAUUAUUCUACAAUGUAAAAAAUAGUAAAAAUAAAGAAAACCCUUGAAUGAGUAGGUGUGACCAAACUUUUGACUGGUAGUGUAUAUCGCGACCUUCUAGCAAUCCAAAGGUUGUGUGGUCGAGUUGCAUCAGUGUUAACUGUAGCAUUUUAGCUCACCCAUCCCCUCACCAUUAUUCUAACCUUAACCCAAUUCACCUAACCUUUCACGUAAAUUAUCCUAACUUUUGUUGUUAGUUUUCCUAACCGCUAAUGUAAAUUCUCCCCAUAAUUCUCCUUUGUUGUUACAACACAACAAGCAACCUGGUCAAUCUACACACAAUAACCCAUGGUGACUAAAUGAAAAAACGUUUGACAUGUUUGCACAUUUAUACAAAAUAAUAAACAGAAAUACCUUAUUUACAUAAGUAUUCAGACCCUUUGCUAUGAGACUCAAAAUUGAGCUCAGAUGCAUCCUGUUUUCAUUGAUCAUCCUUCAGAUGUUUCUACAACUUGAUUGGAGUCCACCUGUGGUAAAUUCAAUUGAUUGGACAUGAUUUGGAAAAGCACACACCUGUCUACAUAAGGUCCCACAGUUGACAGCGUAUGUCCGAGCAAAAACCAAGCCAUGAGGUCGAAGGAAUUGUCCGUAGAGCUCCGAGACAGGAUUGUGUCGAGGCACAGAUAUGGGGAAGGGUACCAAAACAUUUCUGCAGCAUUGCAGGUCCCCAAGAACACAGGGCCCUCUCUCAUUAAAUGGAAGAAGUUUGGAACCUCCAAAGCUCGUCCUAGAGCUGGCCGCCCAGCCAAACUGAGCAAUUGGGGGAGAAGGGCCUUGGUAAGGGAAGUGACCAAGAACCCUAGGUCACUCUGACAGAGCUCCAGAGUUCCUCUGUGGAGAUUGGAGAACCUUCCAGAAAGAUAACCAUCAAUGCUGUACUCCGCCAAUCAGGCCUUUAUUGUAGAGUGGCCAGAUGGAUGCCACUCCUCAGUAAAAAGCACAUGACAGCCCGCUUGGAGUUUGCCAAAAGGCACCUUAAUUACUCUCAGACCAUGAGAAAAAAGAUUGAACUCUUUGGCCUGAAUGCCAAGUGUCACGUCUGGAGGAAACCUGGCACCAUCUACAGUGAAGCAUGGUGGUGGCAGCAUCAUGAUGUGGGGAUGUUUUUCAGUGGCAGGGACUAGGAGAUUAGUCAGCAUCGAGGGAAAGAUGAACAGAGCAAAGUACAGAGAGAUCCUUGAUGAAAACCUGAUCCAGAGCGCUCAGGACCUCAGACUGGGACGAAGGUUCACCUUCCAACAGGACAACGAGCACACAGCCAAGACAAUGCAGGAGUGUCUUCGGUACGAGUCUCAAUGUCCUUGAGCUGCCCAGCCAGAGCAUGGACUUCAUCAAACAUCUCUGGAGAUAUCUGAAAAUAGCUGUGCAGCGACGCUCCCCAUCCAACUUGACAAAGCUUGUGAGGUUCUGCAGAGAAGAAUGGGAGAAACUCUCCAAAUACAGGUGUGCCAAGCUUGUAGCAUCAUGCCCAAGAAGACUCAAGGCUGUAAUCGCUGCCAAAGGUCCUUCAACAAAGUACUGAGUAAAGGGUCUGAAUACUUAUGUAAUUGUGAUAUUUCCGUUUUUGUUUUGUUUUUUACAUUUGCAAAAAUGUCUAAACCAGUUUUUGCUUCAUCCUUAUGGGGUAUUGUGUGUAGAUUAAUUUUAGAAUAAGGCUGUAACAUAACAAAAUGUUGGAAAAAGUCAAGCGGUCUGAAUACUUUCUGAAUGCACUGUACAUCCUCCAAGAUGUAUGAUAAUUUACAUCAUCCAAUUCGUAAGAACUAUGAUACCGUCCUCUAAUUCGUGUGAUAUUGUACAAACGCUAUUCCAUUCAUAAUGUAAUUGAACAUAGAUUACUUUAUCAUACUAAAUGGUGGGGAACAUUUUUAUAUAGUAAUCUUACGAAUUCCCCUGAAGCCAUGUUGCAGAUAUUUUGCAGACCACAACCUGUAAUAGCGUCCUUCUCCCAUGAAAGAGCUCUAUUUAAUACCCCAUUUACCUCUAUCUUUAUAUAUCUCCCUGUCUUGCUCUCUCUCCAACAGAAAUAAAGACAGAAAUGGUUUGCAGUGAUGCAAAUUAAACACACUGUUUCAAUACAACACACCAAAAACCUGUAGUUAAAAUAGUCGGAAACAUAAAUGUUACAAUGAAAUUAAUUAAAUUAAAGUCUGUAUCUACUCAACCUCUGCACCAUCUUUCUUAUAUCAGCAUAAAUAGAUCAUUAAUGGGCUCCAGAGUGGCGCAGUGGUCUAAGGCACUGCAUCUCAGUGCUUGAAGCGUCACUACAGACCCCCUGGUUUCGAUUCAAGGCUGUAUUUUACAUUUUAGUCAUUUAGCAGACGCUCUUAUCCAGAGCGACUUACAGUUAGUGAAUACAUAUAUAUAUUUUUUUUAUACUGCCCCCCCCGUGGGAAUCAAACCCACAACCCUGGCGUUGCAAACGCCAUGCUCUAUCAACUGAGCUACAUCCCUGCCGGCCAUUCCCUCCCCUACCCUGGACGACGCUGGGCCAAUUGUGCGCCGCCCAUGAGUCUCCCGGUCGCGGCCGGCUGCGACAGAGCCUGGAUUCAAACCAGGAUCUCUAGUGGCACAGUUAGCACUGCGAUGCAGUGCCUUAGACCACUGCGCCACUCAGGAGUAACUGUAUCACAACCGCCCGUGAUUGGGGGUCCCAUAGGGCGGCGCACAAUUGGCCCAGCGUCGUCCGGGUUUGGCCGGUGUAGGCCGUCAUUGAAAAUAAGAAUUUGUUCUUAACUGACUUGCAUAGUUAAAUAAAGGUUGAAACAAAUUAUUACAUGACUGACAAAAUGAAUUAGUUAUUUAUUAAUUAUGUUUUGGGGGGGAAUAUGGAAAACCCUUUCCCCAGAUGUUGAAUAGGACACAUGACUGACUGCAAGACUAAUUCCCCUAUCUGGACUAGGACUACCCUAAUUUACAUUUACGUCAUUUAGCAGACGCUCUUAUCCAGAGCGACUUACAAAUUGGUGCAUUCACCCUAUAGCCAGUGGGAUAACCACUUUACAAUUUUUUUUUAUUUUUUUUUUUGGGGGGGGUAGAAGGAUUACUUUAUCCUAUCCCAGGUAUUCCUUAAAGAGGUGGGGUUUCAAAUGUCUCCGGAAGGUGGUGAGUGACUCCGCUGUCCUGGCGUCGUGAGGGAGCUUGUUCCACCAUUGGGGUGCCAGAGCAGCGAACAGUUUUGACUGGGCUGAGCGGGAACUAUGCUUCCGCAGAGGAAGGGGAGCCAGCAGGCCAGAGGUGGAUGAACGCAAUGCCCUCGUUUGGGUGUAGGGACUGAUCAGAGCCUGAAGGUACAGAGGUGCCGUUCCCCUCACAGCUCCAUAGGCAAGCACCAUGGUCUUGUAACAGAUGCGAGCUUCAACUGGAAGCCAGUGGAGUGUGCGGAGGAGCGGGGUGACGUGAGAGAACUUGGGAAGGUUGAACACCAGACGGGCUGUGGCAUUCUGGAUGAGUUGUAGGGGUUUAAUGGCACAGGCAGGGAGGCCAGCCAACAGCGAGUUGCAGUAAUCCAGACGGGAGAUGACAAGUGCCUGGAUUAGGACCUGUGCCGCUUCCUGUGUAAGGCAGGGUCGUACUCUCCGAAUGUUGUAGAGCAUGAACCUGCAGGAUCGGGUCACCGCCUUGAUGUUAGCGGAGAACGACAGGGUGUUGUCCAGGGUCACGCCAAGGCUCUUCGCACUCUGGGAGGAGGACACAAUGGAGUUGUCAACCGUGAUGGCGAGAUCAUGGAACGGGCAGUCCUUCCCCGGGAGGAAGAGCAGCUCCGUCUUGCCAAGGUUCAGCUUGAGGUGGUGAUCCGUCAUCCAUACUGAUAUGUCUGCCAGACAUGCAGAGAUGCGAUUCGCCACCUGGUUAUCAGAAGGGGGAAAGGAGAAGAUUAGUUGUGUAUCGUCAGCGUAGCAAUGAUAGGAGAGGCCAUGUGAGGAUAUGACAGAGCCAAGUGACUUGGUGUAUACGGAGAAUAGGAGAGGGCCUAGAACUGAGCCCUGGGGGACACCAGUGGUGAGAGCACGUGGUGUGGAGACAGCUUCUCGCCACGCCACUUGGUAGGAGCGACCGGUCAGGUAGGACGCAAUCCAGGAGUGAGCCGCGCCGGAGAUGCCCAGCUCGGAGAGGGUGGAGAGGAGGAUCUGAUGGUUCACAGUAUCAAAGGCAGCAGACAGGUCUAGAAGGACAAGAGCAGAGGAGAGAGAGUUAGCUUUAGCAGUGCGGAGAGCCUCCGUGACACAGAGAAGAGCAGUCUCAGUUGAAUGACCAGUCCUGAAACCUGACUGGUUUGGAUCAAGAAGGUCAUUCUGAGAGAGAUAGCAAGAGAGAUGCCUAUGCAAUGUCCUUUCAUUUUAAUUAUAUUAUUAGGACAUACAGGACUACAUUUAAGUUUUAUGUGUAGCGGUAAAAUAGGCUUCUGGUAUGUUGAGCACAAAUAGUUGCUCUAACAUAAUUUCCAUCAUGUUAGGCUUUUAUUUUACACAAUUUAUAUAAAAUCAGUCAGAUUUAUAGCAAUCAAUAAACCAAAUGCACAUGAUUUAAGUAAAUAAAAGUAAACAUAGGCCUACAUACCAACAAGACAUACCAGCCUCAACUUAAGUUUAGCCCUCCAUAGCGGGUCCUAAUGGUUAGGACCUUACAGGUGCACGUGAGAUCUCAACAGACCUGGUCUCACCACCAACCUCUCUCUCCCUCUGGAGGUAGAGAGAGAACAUUACAACUCCAUUUACAGCUGUGUAGCUGCCGACCCUGUCAGUAACCAGACCAUCACCGUCAACAUCACUACACCCUGUGAAAAUGGAGACCCGGGAGAUGAGGAA